GUGGGCGGGCCAAGAGAGAGCGUCCUGAGGACGGGGGCUGGUUAGGCUCAAGCCAAAGGACUUCGCGUGUGAGGCUGGGACCGUGAGGGUACCGGUGACCAUGAGAUCGCUGCAGCUGCUCAGAGUCCCUUUCCUGUGUGGCCUGCUCUGGGCCUUUUGUGGGCCAUGUACCAGGGCUCAGGAGCCUGGGGUUGGUAUCCCCCAUCCUGGCAGCGUGGGCCUGGAUAAGAACACAGUGCAUGACCAAGAGCAUAUCAUGGAGCAUCUAGAAGGUGUCAUCAACAAACCAGAGGCGGAGAUGUCCCCACAAGAACUGCAGCUUCAUUAUUUUAAAAUGCACGAUUAUGAUGGCAAUAAUUUGCUUGACGGCUUAGAGCUCUCCACAGCUAUCACGCAUGUUCAUAAGGAGGAGGGGAGUGAGCAGGCACCACCAAUGAGCGAAGAUGAACUAAUCAACAUAAUAGAUGGUGUUUUGAGAGACGAUGACAAAAAUAAUGAUGGCUACAUUGACUAUGCUGAAUUUGCAAAAUCUCUGCAGUAGGUGUUAUUUGGCCAUCUCCUAGUUAGAUGCAAAUGUGACCCAUGAUAAUGUGAUUGAACACUUCUGAUAAUGCAAAAGAAAGCAUUUCCAACUACUGCUACA
This is a messenger RNA of Dipodomys spectabilis (banner-tailed kangaroo rat), 643 nucleotides long. It is a transcript of the gene Mcfd2, whose product is annotated as multiple coagulation factor deficiency 2, ER cargo receptor complex subunit. The record is from RefSeq and is a predicted model, not a curated record. The coding region runs from base 101 to 541 and encodes 146 amino acids. The transcript has 4 exons. Gene Ontology annotation, molecular function: calcium ion binding. Lineage: Eukaryota; Metazoa; Chordata; Mammalia; Rodentia; Heteromyidae.